This is a messenger RNA of Ceratotherium simum simum (southern white rhinoceros), 1577 nucleotides long. RefSeq names its product cytochrome c oxidase assembly factor heme A:farnesyltransferase COX10 (gene COX10). Gene Ontology annotation, biological process: heme A biosynthetic process. Gene Ontology annotation, cellular component: mitochondrion; mitochondrial membrane. The record is from RefSeq and is a predicted model, not a curated record. NCBI's taxonomy places the organism in Eukaryota, Metazoa, Chordata, Mammalia, Perissodactyla, Rhinocerotidae. Gene Ontology annotation, molecular function: protoheme IX farnesyltransferase activity.
GGAAGCGUCUCUCCUCCCACGGGGGGCGGGGAGGGAAGAUGGCGGCGCCCAGCAGCCGGUGAGGACACGGGGAUCCCGGGGAGCGGCCAGACUCGUGCGUUAUGGCUGCCUCCCCGCACACUCUCUCCUCACGCCUCCUGACAGGUUGGGUAGGAGGAUGUGUCUGGCAUCUAGAAAGAAGAUCUGUGCAGGAAUCCCCUCACAAGUUUAUGCAUCUUUUCAGGAGCAUCAACAAGCAGUGGAUUACAUUUCAGCACUUUAACUUCCUCAAGCGCAUGUAUGUCACACAACUGAGCAGAAGCCUCAACCAGCAAGUAAAACCGAAGCCAGAACCAGUGGCAUCUCCUUUCCCUGAAAAAACAUCUUCGAGUCAAGCCAAAGCAGAAGUAUAUGAGUUGAGACCUCUUUCACCUCCCAGCCUAUCUUUGUCCAAGAAGCCAAAUGACAAAGAAUUGAUAGAACUGGAAUCUGCCUCGAUAAGUGAAGGCUCAGUAGAUGUGGGAAAAGAGACAAAAGAUGAGAGGCAGUGGAAAGAGAUGAAGCUGCGUGUGGACGAUAUACCGGGAAUUUUGGCUCGGCUGUCCAAAAUCAAACUCACAGCUCUCGUCGUCAGCACCACCUCAGCUGGGUUUGCGUUAGCUCCGGGACCCUUUGACUGGCCCUGUUUCCUGCUUACUUUGGUUGGAACAGGCCUUGCAUCCUGUGCUGCCAACUCCAUCAAUCAGUUUUUUGAGGUGCCGUUUGAUUCAAACAUGAAUAGAACAAAGAACAGACCUCUGGUUCGUGGACAGAUCAGCCCGUUGCUCGCUGUGUCCUUUGCCACCUGCUGUGCGCUUCCAGGAGUUGCCCUUCUGACCUGGGGUGUGAAUCCGCUCACGGGAGCCCUGGGGGUCUUCAACAUUUUCCUGUAUACCUGCUGUUAUACCCCGUUGAAGAGGAUCAGCAUUGCCAACACGUGGGUCGGAGCCGUGGUUGGGGCCAUCCCACCAGUCAUGGGCUGGACGGCAGCGACCGGCUGCCUCGAUGCUGGAGCGUUUCUUUUGGGAGGAAUCCUCUACUCCUGGCAAUUCCCUCACUUCAACGCGCUGAGCUGGGGCCUCCGCGAAGACUACUCCCGAGGUGGCUACUGCAUGAUGUCCGUCACGCACCCAGCCCUGUGCAGGCGCGUCGCCCUGCGCCACUGUCUGGCCUUGAUCGGACUGUCCGUGGCAGCCCCCAUCCUGGAUGUCACCACGUGGACCUUCCCCGUCAUCUCCCUCCCCAUCAACUUGUAUAUUUCCUACCUCGGCUUUCGGUUCUACAGGGACGCGGACCGCAAGAGCUCCAGGAAACUGUUCUUCUGCAGCCUCUGGCAUUUGCCCUUGUUCCUGCUCCUCAUGCUCACCUGUAAGCAGCCACGAGGUGGGGGAAGUGACAAGGGAGAACCUCAAAGCUGAAAGCGCAUUGGCAUGUGGGGAAGAAACCAAACAUACAGGGAGACACAAUUUUUUUUCCCUUUGCUGUUAGACAAGAACAUUUUGGUAAUUCUGGAGCUCAAGAAGAGAAAUUGCUGGGUUUAAUGCAAGAUUGUAAAAUGA